GGGAGAGCCCCUGCAGUACCGCACACGGCCGCGGCGGCGCCGGCGAGCCCGCACACACCGCUCCGCUAAAGAUGUGAAAAUGGCGGAGCUACAAAUGCUUCUGGAAGAGGAGAUUCCAGCAGGACGAAGCGCACUGCUGGACAGUUUCACCAAUUUGGAAAGAGUCGCCGAGUACUGCGAGAGCAACUAUGUCCAGUCUCCAGACAAGCAGAGGGCGCUGGAGGAGACCAAGAACUACACCACCCAGUCUCUGGCCAGCGUAGCCUACCUGAUAAACACUCUGGCCAACAAUGUCCUGCAGAUGCUGGACAUCCAGGCCUCGCAGCUCCGCCGCAUGGAGUCCUCCAUCAACCACAUCUCACAGACGGUGGACAUCCAUAAAGAGAAGGUAGCCAGGCGGGAGAUCGGCAUCCUCACCACCAACAAGAACACGUCCCGCACACACAAGAUCAUCGCCCCAGCCAAUCCAGAGAGGCCUGUGCGCUACAUCCGCAAACCCAUCGACUACAGCCUGCUAGACGACAUGGGUCACGGAGUCAAGGCCAGCGCUCAGAACAUGAAGGCCGGAGGAGGCGCGCUCCCUCGCACCAACCCCCCCACACAGAAGCCCCCCAGCCCGCCCAUGACAGGGAAGGGGACCCUCGGGCGCCACUCCCCCUAUAGGACGCUUGAGCCGGUGCGUCCACCCGUUGUCCCUAACGACUACGUCUCGAGCCCGACGCGCAACAUGGCGCCCCCCCAGCAGAGCCCUGCACGCACUGCAUCUGUUAAUCAGAGGAACCGCACGUACAGCAGUGGGAGCAGCGGAGGCAGCCACCCCAGCAGCAGUCGCAGCAGCAGCCGAGAGAACAGCGGCAGCGGCAGCGUGGGCGUGCCCAUCGCCGUGCCCACCCCGGCCCCGCCCACCGCCUUCCCAGGUGCUCCUCAGUUCUACAGCAUGAACCGCCCGGCGCAGCAGCCCCAAAGCCAGCAGGUCGGAGGCUCCCUGCCGUACCGCCGACCCUCGUCUGUCACCGGACAGCCCAACAUGCCACACAACCAGAGCCAGCUCAACGGCGGACCCCACUUCGCCCAGAACCAAGCAGGUCCGCUCGCGCCCCCUCCCCCCUCCAUGCAGAUCACCCCUCAGCUGCCUCUGAUGGGCUUUGUGGCCCGAGUUCAGGAGACUAUCUCAGACGUGCCGCCCCCGCCUCCGCCUGCAGAUGAGCCGGUGUUUGAGGAACCCACACCUCCUCCGCCGCCGCCGGAGGACUACGAGGACGAUGAAGACGAGGAGGAGUCGGCGGUGGUGGAGUACAGCGACCCCUACGCGGAGGAGGACCCGCCCUGGGCCCCACGCAGCUACCUGGAGAAAGUGGUGGCCAUCUACGACUACGCUCGAGACAAAGAAGACGAGCUUUCGUUCCAGGAGGGCGCCAUCAUCUACGUGAUCAAGAAGAACGACGACGGCUGGUAUGAGGGCGUGAUGAACGGGACCACGGGCCUCUUCCCCGGCAACUACGUCGAGUCCAUCAUGCACUACGCCGACUGAACAAUCCCCCCCCUCUUCCCUCCCCCAUCCCUCCCCCCCCCUCAUGAGCGGACCGGGAAGAGGAGCGGGAUCGUUUGACGGGGAAGGGGAAGGGGGAGGGAGGGAGGGGAGCCAAGGGUUUAAAGGUCAAAGACUUUGAUCAGACAGAGCAUGAUCACCUCCGGGCGAAGAGAGAGAAGGGGGGGAGGGAGGGAGGGGGGGGGGGGGGGGGGGGGGGAGGAAGCAGUUUUGAAGUUGCAACAUGACAAACUGACGCCCAGUCAUUCUCUCGACAUAGUCGCCGUUGUAAAACAACCACUACUCUAGAUAUAUCGCUCCCUGUAAUAUUUUCUUUCUUUAUUUGACUGAGACGACUGGACGGUGAUGGAUUUAUUGUAUUUUGAGAGUUUUGCGUUACAUAAUGAGGUCACUACAUUGAUUUUUGCUUCAUUUUUUUUUCUUUGUUUUAUUUUACCAAUUUGCCCUUAUUUUAAACAAUAUUUAUUUGGAUUCUGUAGUGGGAUACAUGUGUGCAGAUAGACGGGGAGGGGGGGGGGGCUGCUCAGAAGGAUUUAGUUUGGGAUUUCCAUAUUGCAGCUCCGGAGGGAGGACGGGCUGGAGGAGAAAUGCCUUCAUGUGUAGAUUUUCUCCUGAACACUCCAGAGACAUUUUUAGAGAAAAUUACUCCUCUCUGUAUAUUUAAAGUAUAAUGCAACAACAAUAUCCUCAGCGGGAGAAAAAAAGAAAAACCCAGUAGUUUCCAUACAAUACUUGACAAAAUUAAUGGUUAGGUACCUCAGCUGGGAGCGUGCCAAAGCAGAUGUUCACUGAGAAAAGCACAUCAAAUGUCUUCAUGUGACACACAAAAGGUAGAUUAAUGUGUCAAAAACAAGACAUCUGAAAGCAAACAGAAUGCUUUACACUAAGAUUUUUGCUCUUUUUUUUAAAUUAAUUUGAGCAUCAGAAACGUUUUGUGAGGUUUUAACUUGAAGAGGCGAGUUGAGUCACUACAUGCUUCAUUUUGCUGGCCAGUGUGCUUUUCUUUUCUUUUCUUUUUACGGGUGAAGGAAUCGUCAUCCAGCCCUCAAAUAAUAAGAGAGGAGAGAGAGAGAGAGAGAGAGAUCCUCAGUUGCACAAUGACCUGGAUGUUGAAGUCUUACUCUGCAGCUUCUGUGAUGAAUAAUAGAAGUAUAUUAGCUGGACUGGCGAGGCUGGUCUUCUGGGCUACUCAUUUGCAGUGUUCAUACGCAUUCAAGACGAAGAAUUUACCUUUUUUCUUUCUUUUUUUUUAAACUUUUGUUUUUGGCGUUUUUACCAAGGGGUCCAGAAUGGAGUUUUGCUUGCAGAGCGGCAGACUGCAUGUUUCGACGAGGAUUAAAACAAAUCAUUUCUGCUCUACUGAUGAUUAAUGUCUUAAUAUUUUUAGAUAUGGUGUGGUUCUUGGUUUGGUUUUUGAUAUUCACCCACGACGACGACGACACAUUUAGGUCAUUUCUAAGACGCUUGUGCCAUAUUGAAGUGUGUGUUGCUGUUCAGAGGUUCUCACUUCAUUUGCAAUAAAUUGGCCAGAGUGGGGGUGGGCGGUCGUUGAACUAAUCUUUUUCUUUUUUUUUUUCUGUUUUCCCGAGUUGUUUUGAAUCAAAAGCACAUACAUUUGUAGUAAAAAAAAAAAAGGUGUAGAAGAAGAAAUAUUAUAAAUGUGAGAUGUAUUAUGUCCUCCAAACAGGACUUAUUGAAUAUGAGAAGAAGCCAGCUGUCGUGUUGAAAUGGUUUUAACCGUCGCAAGCCCCCCAUACUUCUAAACGCCGUCAGUUUAGGAGUCGUUCGUCCUCCGUACUGUUUCCAAUAACGCUUGGCUGUUGGGUGUUUGCGAGGGCUCAGUGCUUGUACUUAUGUCAGAAUCUUUAUUUUCUAUUAAAAAAAAAAAGAAAAAAAAAGAAAUAAUAACAAGUGGGCCUGUAUGUGAGUCUUGCAUGCCAUUGUUCUUAUCUGUACUGGUGUCCCAAAAACCUUCGUGGCGAGAUCACCCAUUCUAAAAACACAAGCAGCCCUGCAGCUCUGACCAGGUACCACCAGCCUCAUCCAAAGAGACUGUACAACUUUACUUUGAGCCCACGUCCGAGGAGUCGCUCUCUGACCUGUGGGGGAGGGAGGAAGGGAGUAAGGUUGGGGGGGCGAGGUGGAGUUGCCUCCUCUUCACCUCCCCUCCCAUCAUUACAUCAGUAGUGGAAAAAAAAAUCGUGUGUGUGUGUGUGUGUGUGUGUGUGUGUGUGUGUGUGUGUGUGUGUGUGUGUGUGUGUGUGUGUGUGUGUGUGUGUGUGUGUGUGUGUGUGUGUGUGUGUGUGUGUGUGUGUGUGUGUGUACGCUGCUAGUGAAUCCUGCGGACAAAGAAACCUCCAACAGGCGGGAGACGGAUGAUGAUAAAUGUAACACUCGAGAUGAAUUGCAAAGCUUGACUCUUGUUUCAUGACACUCCUAUGAAGACACUAAAAAAAAAAAAAAAAAUUUAAAAUUAAACAAAAAAAAAAAAAAAAAAAAAAUCCCAAAUAAGGCCGUUGGUCUGCAGGAUUCACAGCUCCCUGGAGUCACAGACGUCCCUCGGGAUGUCAGGUCUAACAGUCCAUAAUGCCAUUGUGUUGCACAGUUAAAGUUGAAUUGCAGAAGUAUCAUAUUUGUAAAAUCAUGAGAACAAAGACAAUAAAAUUAUUAAGAUUUA
Molecule: messenger RNA, 4226 nt
Organism: Thunnus maccoyii (southern bluefin tuna)
Lineage: Eukaryota; Metazoa; Chordata; Actinopteri; Scombriformes; Scombridae
Product: abl interactor 2-like
Exons: 10
Coding region: 80-1531 (483 amino acids)
Cellular component (GO): lamellipodium
Molecular function (GO): SH3 domain binding
Source: RefSeq, a predicted model, not a curated record